CAAUAAGCCAUGGUGGAAGAUCCCAAAGUAUACCACACCAUUUCUCUGUUCCCUUCUCUUCUCAGUUCUCGAUCACAUCCUCUCUUCUCUUCUUCCAUAACACAACACCAGAACCUCAACACACACUCUCUCUCUCGCUCUGUGUUUUUGAUUGAUUCAUAGGAAACGAAAACCAGAGGAAAUGUUGCGGUCAGUUGUGAGAGCCGCAACAACCCAUCAUUCAUGGCGUCACAAACCCACCACUAUCUCAUCUCUCAGUUACUCUUCUAAGGCUCCAAAGCCCGCUCCCACUUCCAAACCCGCCGCCGCCGACCUCCUCUUCGACGAGCAGGAACGCCUCCGCCGCCUCGCCGCCGAUGAAAAGGACCCUUCUCUCGAUGUCGGCCCUGACGGCCGCCCCCUCUUCUCUUCAGCCACUUCCAUCUCCAAGCUCACCGGCAAAGACUCCUGCACCUACUUCAAACUAACAAAGGAGGCUCUGAACGAGGUUCUACCUGAAGGGGUUCCAAUGGGUAUGGUGAAGGAGUUUCAGGACUCCAUGCGACCGGCUUUGCUUGUUCGCCAGAGCUUCUUGGAUCUUCGUGAUAACUUCAGGCGCAUUGUUGAUCCCCCAAUGUGGUCACCUCCUGGUAAAGGCGUUAAGGCUAGGAAGCAAGUUGUUUUGGAUGGUCCUGUUAGCUGUGGGAAAAGCAUUGCGCUUGCGAUGCUAGUUCAGUGGGCUCGAGAAGAAGGUUGGUUGGUUUUCUAUGUUCCUCAAGGAAAGGAAUGGACUCAUGGUGGUUUCUUCUACAAGCAUCCACAAUCAGGUCUAUGGGACACACCUGUCCAGGCUGAGAAUGUCCUCAAGGAUUUUUUGAAGUACAACGAGUCCUACCUAAAGCGAUUGCCAUGCCAAAUAUUUGAUCCAAUCCCAUUAGGUGAGGGUGCUGGUGUUGGAUGGUUAAAAGAUGUUGAUUCCUUGGCAAUUUCUGAGGGUACAAUGUUAUAUGAGCUGGUGAAGACUGGCAUUGAACAAACCCAUGCAGCUGUUGGAGUGGUAGUUCGUUUGAGGAAAGAGUUAUCCCUUGUUAAAGAUAUGCCUGUACUUAUUGCUAUUGAUCAAUAUAAUAACUGGUUCACAUUCAGCGAGUAUGAGGAGCCAGUCACAAUUCGUUCAUGUCGGCCAAUACAUGCUAGAGAACUUACAAUGGUGAAUGCUUUUAGGUCAAUGAUGCACAAUGAGAUGAUGGUAGGCGCUUUUUCUCAUUCCACAGCAGUAGGAAAGCUUCGGCAACAUUUGCCGGAUGUUCCGGUAGAUGCUCGUGUUAUGUUUCCUCGAUACAGUUUAGAUGAAGCCGAGACUGUUUGCCAUUAUUAUUUAAGGCAAAGGCUUAUUCGUCGCGAAGGAUUCUCAGAAGAAAACUGGAAGAAAAUUUACUUUCUGUGCAAUGGAAAUGGAACAGAGAUGAGGGGGUUAGUUCCUUUCAUGCGAUGACAGACAACAGAUACCUUUUUUGAUUUUAACCAAUGUGAUGUGUUCUGACUGUUAUCGAUAAUAAUAUUGAAGUUUCCCAAAUUCUUGAGCUACAUUCAUCUUAGGAUACAGUUGGAUUUGCCACUUCCAUAAUCCACUUUAUUUGUUUAAUUAGCAUUAAGAAAUGUUCUCAAAGGCGAUGUACUACUAUGUAUAUUAACAUGCAUCUUCUGUUUUUAAAAUCAGUGAUAAUUUUCUGGA
This is a messenger RNA of Lotus japonicus, 1714 nucleotides long. RefSeq lists its product as uncharacterized. Bases 182 to 1474 code for a protein of 430 amino acids. The transcript is spliced from 7 exons. Lineage: Eukaryota; Viridiplantae; Streptophyta; Magnoliopsida; Fabales; Fabaceae. The record is from RefSeq and is a predicted model, not a curated record. Gene Ontology annotation, cellular component: mitochondrial small ribosomal subunit. Gene Ontology annotation, molecular function: structural constituent of ribosome.